GCCGCCUCCCACUCGGUGGCUCCUACGCGGCUAGCGGGUCGUCAGUGGAUGCAGGCUGGGCGCCGCGAUGUUCGACGGGACAUCGGCGGAGAGAGACCUUGGGGUUAAGGGGUGGGGCUGACGUCAAGAGCCAAGAUGGCGGCGGUGGUCGCACUCUCCUUGAGGGGCCGGUUACCGGCCACAACACUUGGCGGAGCCUGCCUGCAGGCCUCCCGAGGAGCCCAGACAGCCGCAGCCGCAGCUCCCCGUAUCAAGAAAUUUGCCAUCUAUCGAUGGGACCCAGACAAGACUGGAGACAAACCUCAUAUGCAGACUUAUGAAGUUGACCUUAAUAAAUGUGGCCCAUGGUAUUGGAUUGCUUUUAAAUCAAGAUUAAGAAUGAAAUUGUCCUCUACUUUGACCUUCGAAACACAUCAUAGAAACCAGCUGCAAGCUCUUCUGCGGGAUAACUUGCUGUGUGACCUAGUUCCUUUUCUUGGGGGAGAUGUGCGUGUCUCCCUCAGCUCCCAGCAUGACAUGUACUCGGUAGCUGUGUUCCGGAUUGGAUGUGUUAAAUGUGUGUCUCUUUCAGGCAUCUGUGGCUCUUGUGCAAUGAACAUCAAUGGAGGCAACACUCUAGCUUGCACCCGAAGGAUUGACACCAACCUCAAUAAGGUCUCAAAAAUCUACCCUCUUCCGCAUAUGUAUGUGAUAAAGGACCUUGUUCCCGAUUUGAGCAACUUCUAUGCUCAGUACAAAUCCAUUGAGCCUUAUUUGAAGAAGAAGGAUGAAUCUCAGGAAGGCAAGCAGCAGUAUCUGCAGUCCAUAGAAGAGCGUGAGAAACUGGACGGGCUCUACGAGUGCAUUCUCUGUGCCUGCUGUAGCACCAGCUGCCCCAGCUACUGGUGGAACGGAGACAAAUAUCUGGGGCCUGCAGUUCUUAUGCAGGCCUAUCGCUGGAUGAUUGACUCCAGAGACGACUUCACAGAGGAGCGCCUGGCCAAGCUGCAGGACCCGUUCUCUCUAUACCGCUGCCACACCAUCAUGAACUGCACAAGGACCUGUCCUAAGGGUCUGAAUCCAGGGAAAGCUAUUGCGGAAAUCAAGAAAAUGAUGGCAACCUAUAAGGAGAAGAAAGCUUCAGUUUAAGUGUUUCCAUGCUAAACAUGACUUAAAACCAGCUCAGAGCUGAACAUAAUUUAUAUCUAAUUUGAGUUCCUUUAAAGAUCUUGGUUUUCCAUGAAUACAGCAUGUAUAAUAAAAAUUUUAAGAAAUAAAUGUUAUUCUACUUUA
Messenger RNA from Cercocebus atys (sooty mangabey), 1272 nucleotides. It is a transcript of the gene SDHB, whose product is annotated as succinate dehydrogenase complex, subunit B, iron sulfur (Ip). The record is from RefSeq and is a predicted model, not a curated record. Gene Ontology annotation, molecular function: electron transfer activity; iron-sulfur cluster binding. Gene Ontology annotation, biological process: respiratory electron transport chain; tricarboxylic acid cycle; aerobic respiration. Lineage: Eukaryota; Metazoa; Chordata; Mammalia; Primates; Cercopithecidae. The transcript is spliced from 10 exons. Gene Ontology annotation, cellular component: mitochondrial membrane. Bases 136 to 1128 code for a protein of 330 amino acids.